Molecule: messenger RNA, 1851 nt
Organism: Eimeria acervulina
Lineage: Eukaryota; Apicomplexa; Conoidasida; Eucoccidiorida; Eimeriidae
Product: SET domain containing protein, putative
Exons: 4
Coding region: 1-1851 (616 amino acids)
Source: RefSeq, a predicted model, not a curated record
AUGGCGUGGAAGCAUGAAUACCCCGUCAGAGUCGUCAGAGGAUACCAGGCCAGGUCACCAUAUGCACCUGAGGUUGGGUAUCGAUAUGACGGUUUGUAUCGAGUAGUGGAGCUGCUCUUCGAUACAGCGGAGCCCCCGGAGGGUCUUUGUAAGGAGGCGCGCUCAUCUGCUGCUGCUGCUGCUGCUGCUGCUGCUGCUGGCAAAGGGAACGGUCGCGUGAAGGCCCCGCCAGGCUGCAGCAGCCAGUGCAGCAGCAGCAUCAAUGGAGACGGCCCUGACGUCUCUUCAGACUACGAGGAAGGAGACAAGAGACAAGACGCUGCUGCUGCUGCUGCUGAUUCUGCAGCAGCAGCAACUGCUGCUGCUGCAGAAUCAGCAGCAGCAGCAACUAAAGCAGAUGCAGCAGCAGCAUCUGGAGAGACCGAUAAAGAGGAGACGGACGUGGAGAUGCUUUCAUACGCCCAAUCGAAGGCGCGCAGCCGGGAGGCCGCAGCAGCAGCAGCAGCGGCAACAGCAGCGACAGCAGCAGCACCAGCAGCAGCAGGAACGAAGCCAGCUAAGCAGGAAGAGAGACUGCUGAGGGGCCGGUGUGUAUUUAAGUUCCUUCUGGUGUCUAUACACUCAAAAUUUUAUCAGCCCCCCAUCUCGCAAUGGAGGGACUUCAACUUCGAGAGCAUGCAGCACCCUCUCUGGGAUAAAGACAAAAGACUCAAGCCUAUGCGGCAGCUAGCGGAGAAGCAAUUUGCAACCCACCGGCGGGUGCAGAGACAAAUGGAGACAGCUGAUGAACUGUCUCUCCCGGCAACCACCACUCGUAUUGUUGAGGUGUAUGAGGAGCUGCUGCAGAAGUGGGGUCGCAGCAGCAGCAGCAGCAGCAGCGGGAACGACCCUAAGUGCAGCAUUGCGGAUGCAUUGGCACUAGCAAGACGCUGCCUGAAGUGUGGGGUCACGGGAUCGGGAUCGGGAUCGGGAUCGGGAUCGGGAUCGUAUCCUGCGUGGGCGACGUGUGGGUUCUUGCCCCUUGUGCUGCGGGUGGAGUCUUAUGAGCUGGAGUUAACUCCUGUCUCCUCAGCAGAGAAGCAGCGGCUGGUCGAUAUGUAUUUGAAGGAAGCAGCAGCAGCAGGUACUGCAGCAGCAGCAGCAGGACAGCGCUGGGGAGGCGCAGGGUGGGAGGGAGGGGGGCGUCGGCAGCAGCUGGCGGAAGAAAAGAGACACACAGAAGGAGACACCCUUAAGAACAGCAGCAGCAGCAGCUGCAGCAGCAGCAGCAGCAGCAAUGGCAGCGACUACAACGGCGAAACCAACAACAACAAGAACAGCAGCAGCAGCAACAACAACAACAACAAGAACAAAGAAAACAGCAGCAACAUCAUCAUUACGAACGGCAGCGACAACACCACCAGCAACAACAGCAGCAACCACAACGACAGCAGCAACAGCAACAUCAACAACAACAGCAGCAGCAACAACAACAAAGUGAAGGCUGCUGCCCCACAGGAGAACCUGGAGAGACUGCUGCAGCGCAUUGCAAGGGCCCCCCGCAGCAGCAGCAGCGGCCACCGUCUCCUUCGCUGGCGGAGAAAGGAGACACGACUGAUUGUUAGCCGAGCGCAUGCACUCCAGUUUGCUCAUUGCUACUUGCCUCAGGUGUACAUACACCCCAACUGCAGCACAUAUUCUUACUCUUAUAAACGCCAAACACAACAGGCAGCACCGUAUAUCACAGCACCAGCAGCAGAAACAGCAGCAGCAGCAGCAGCAGCAGAAACAGGACUAGCAGCAUGUGCAGCAUCAACAGGAGCAGCAGCGGCAAAGUUGCAGCAGCAGCAGCAGCAGCAGCAACAGGAAUAG